GUAUAGUGUAUAGCAUUAAAAUAUAUACGAUUUUCAAAAUAAGCGGCACUCAAUUAACAAUAGUAAACACAGCAGUGUUGCCGUAUCACCAAAAAAGAUUUCGCUCUUCCGCGUGCGCUCUCACUCGCUCGCUCUCAUAUUAUCUCUUCCUAUUAGUAUCUCAGUGAAAGUGAAACCUGCGCCACAGACGAAUAAAACACUGGCUACAUUUUUUUUGUUCAAAUUUAAGAAUUAAACAAAAUUAGGCAAUUAUAAAAUAGCACGACAAAACAAAAGUUCAAACAAAUAGCAAAAUGUGUGGUGGUUUUACCUGCUCCAAGAACGCGCUCAUUGCGCUUAACAUUUUGUAUGUGAUGAUUGGUUUCUUGCUGAUUGGCGUCGGUGUCUAUGCACGGGCGGCCUCCGUUGUCACGAAUCUGCCAAUUGUUGGUGGCAUCCUCGCCUGCGGGGUGAUACUCAUCUGCAUAUCCAUGCUGGGCCUUGCUGGCGCCGUCAAGCACCAUCAAGUGAUGCUCUUCUUUUACAUGAUCAUUUUGUUCAUGCUCUUCCUCAUCCAGUUCUCGAUUGCCAGCUCCUGUUUGGCCGUUAACUCCGAGCAGCAGCAACAGUUCGCCGAGCAGGGCUGGAAGACGGUGCCACCCAAGCUGCGUAAACAGGUGCAGGACAGCUUCCUUUGCUGCGGCUUCAAUGCCACCAGCAACAGCGUCACCAAUGGCGAGGAGCCCAGCUGCGAGAUAAUCAAUAGAGAGUGCUGUGCCGACUCAAAGGAUCCGUUGUGCCGUUGCAGACCCUGCGGCCCCUUGUUGGAGGAUAAAAUUGAUUAUGCCUUCAAGCUGUGCGGCGGUCUGGGCAUCUUCUUCAGCUUCACUGAGGUUUUGGCCGUUUUUCUGGCGCGUCGCUAUCGCAACCAGCACGAUCCCUGCUAUUUGCCCGCACGCGCUGUUUUUCCACACAACUAUCAGUACUAAGUGGGCCACAUAGGAGCUGCAUAAGAUCAAAGAGCCAAGGCGCUGGCAAUUUUUAGUCAAAGGGACGAAGGCUGAUUUAUAAUUGUGUACACAAAUUUCCUAGCAUGAACUGAGACAAAGCUAAAUUCAGAGACCUCGUCUAAAUGUCCUUUGAAUAUGUGCAUUAAGCGCUUGAUCAGUUUCUAGUUUUAAUUGUUAAAAAGUGUUUAAGUUACCCAAUUGAGAUUAUAAAUGUGUUUGCUGUUCACUAUGUAAUAUUUGUAUAUUUUAUUAUAAUUGUACAAUUUUUUCUUAAUUUUUUAAGUUAGCUUAUUAUAAGUAUUUUAGUUCUGUUUGCAACUGGCAACAAUCAGAAAACACAACUGCUGUACCACUAAUGAACAAAAAAAUAAUAAUGAAAAAUAGCUUAAAAACCAUUUCGAACCUGAUAUAAGCGUAGAACCAAGUCAAAUGUAACUAGCAACUGUAACUGUGUUUUAACAAAGCGUAACAUAUACAUAAAGCAACUUAUAUACAUCUACAUACUAUAUAUAUAUAUAUAUACAUAUAAAUAUACAUAAAUAAUUCAAGAUAUAGAUGUUAGAUGUGUGUUAAAACUUUGAGAUUAGUUCUUAUAUUGCAUAAAAAAAGAAAACCAACAAUACAUGUCAAGAAAUAUUUCUAAAGUCUUAAAAUAUCAAAUACCCUUCCAAAGAUAAAACACCUUGAGCUAUGUUUUGCCUUCUUUGCUUCAUUUCUUCUCGUUUUCUUACAUCAUCUGCAUCUAUCUAUACAUUUUCCAAUUACUCUGCGGCGCCUACUGCUGCCUCCGCUGCUUGCACCCACGCAGGCAAACACACAAAGCCUUUAGCUAUGCUCUUCUUCUUGCCGAACAACAACAAACACCUAAACCAAUACAUGCACACACACACACACAAAUACAAACACCCACACACACAAUACAACCAACAAGUUGAGAUAGUUUUUCUCAUGUGUUUCGUUUCGUAUUUCCUUUCGAGCGACAAAGAAACCAUUAAAUAAAAAUUCUCUGUAUUCUGUGCUGUGAUUGAAGUAAACAUGAUCUUUAAAAACCAAAUAAA
This is a messenger RNA of Drosophila novamexicana, 2047 nucleotides long. It is a transcript of the gene Tsp97E, whose product is annotated as tetraspanin-13. Gene Ontology annotation, cellular component: membrane. The coding region runs from base 294 to 968 and encodes 224 amino acids. The record is from RefSeq and is a predicted model, not a curated record. NCBI's taxonomy places the organism in Eukaryota, Metazoa, Arthropoda, Insecta, Diptera, Drosophilidae. The transcript has 5 exons.